AUGCCCGUCAUUCGCCGUAGCCGGCUGAGGACGGUCCUCUCCACCAUCGCCGCGAUCUUCCUGAUCGUUGCAGUCUUCAAAAUCAAUUGGGCCCCGACAUCUGCCAAUGUGGUUCCGCUCACAGCCUUCGAAGUCCCGCUUGUCGAACGCCAAAAAGACUUUUGGAAAGCAUUCAAACCGAUUCUCGAAUCCCACAGUCCCAAUUGUCCCUCGCCUACGCACGAUGAAGAUGCGGGUGCUAUCCAUUUCAACGCUACCACCACCGAGAUGCGGCCGGAUAUGACUUUCAUGGAUGAGGCCAGUGUGCAACGGAUGCAGGAUGCGCAUGCGCGCUUCGUGCAGGCUACGGUUGACACAAAACCCCUCCAUCCGGUUCACGCUGUCGGUACUCGUGGCAUAGUUUCGACCGCGGGAGGCCAGUACUUUCCUGUGUUUGUUGCGACUUUGCGGAUGCUGCGGCGCACCGGAUCGACGCUCCCGGUUGAGGUAUAUAUGAAAGAUGCUACCGAGUACGAGAAGAACAUCUGCGAGGGCGUACUCCCAAAGUUGAAUGCACGGUGCCUGAUCCUUUCCGACGUCAUGGGCAAAGAGUUCAUAGAGCAUUUUCAACUCAAGGUUUUCGCCGUGCUCCUGUCGUCCUUUGAGGAACUUAUCUGGAUGGAUGCCGACUGCUUCCCUUUGCACGAACCCGAGCUAUUGCUAGAUUCCGAGAUAUUCAAAUCAGCGGGCAUGAUCACUUGGCCCGAUUUUUGGCAGUCAUCAGCAUCACCGCUGUACUUUAAGAUAUCCGGGCAACCAGAAGCCCCUAUGAACGGGCGGCAGACGACAGAGGCCGGCGUUUUCCUCAUCAACAAGAAGACUCAUCUACGAACACUCCUACUCGCCGCCUAUUACAACUAUUACGGCCCUUCGCAUUACUUCCGGCUGCUCUCUCAAGGCGGGCCAGGCGAAGGCGACAAGGAAACCUUCCUUCAAGCAGCAUACGCGGUCAAUGAACCAUUCUACGCCGUGAGCGAGAGGGUACAAGCCAUUGGUCAUCCGGCACCAGACGGGAUGUCUGGGUCCGCUAUGGUUCAGUCGGAUCCAAUUGAAGACCACGCUUUAACUAGUCAAGGGUUAUUACGAGUGCUUGACCCCAGUGUGGCCAAAGCGCCACAGACCUUCUUUAUCCACGCCAACUACCCCAAGUUUAACCCCGGAGGCAAUUUCUGGGGAGGGGAUUUCGAAACCGCUCCUACCAUUCGCCCUGAUGGUUCAGACGGACGAGCAUGGAUUGUCCCUGAAGACGUGAUCCGACGCUUCGGCUAUGAUGCCGAGAAAGUCUAUUGGGAGGAGCUCAAAUUUAUAAGCUGCAACCAGGACAUCAAGUUUCAGACAUGGAGGUCCCCGGCAGAAAUCUGCCAAAGGGUUGAGCAAUAUUGGGCGAAUGUCUUUGCUGAACCGCACGAAGAUGAUCCUAAAUUCUCUGACUGA
This is a messenger RNA of Aspergillus calidoustus, 1473 nucleotides long. Lineage: Eukaryota; Fungi; Ascomycota; Eurotiomycetes; Eurotiales; Aspergillaceae. The record is from the annotation of a GenBank genome assembly.